Molecule: messenger RNA, 1749 nt
Organism: Penicillium waksmanii
Lineage: Eukaryota; Fungi; Ascomycota; Eurotiomycetes; Eurotiales; Aspergillaceae
Product: putative ubiquitin ligase complex F-box protein GRR1
Exons: 3
Coding region: 1-1749 (582 amino acids)
Biological process (GO): SCF-dependent proteasomal ubiquitin-dependent protein catabolic process
Cellular component (GO): SCF ubiquitin ligase complex
Molecular function (GO): protein binding
Source: RefSeq, a predicted model, not a curated record
AUGCCUCGCCAGAGAACCUCUGCUCGUCAAUCGAGUGAAGCCCCCUCCGAAACCUCCUCCUCUACCUCUCCGGAACGUGCCGCCGACGAUGACACCGACUUUUUCAUGGCCCAGGCCAACGAUUCACAAUCCUCGAUCGGCGUAGCAAACUUCCGCGAGGUUCACGUGCAGAGCUCUCGAUCGGUCUCGGUGCCACCGAUCGGUCGCCUCCCACCCGAGAUCUUGAUCGCGAUCUUCUCAAAAUUGGCCCUACCCAAAGAUAUGCUGGCCUGCAUGCAGGUAUGUCGGAACUGGGCUGCCAACUGCGUCGGGAUACUCUGGCAUCGGCCAUCCUGCAAUAACUGGGAUAACCUGAAGAGCGUGGCCUCGUCUGUUGGCAAGCCAGAUAGUCUCUUUACAUAUGCCGACCUCAUAAAGCGACUUAAUUUGUCUGCUUUGAUGGCGGACGUCAGCGAUGGCACAGUCGUCCCGUUCGCCCAAUGCAAGCGCAUUGAGCGCCUGACGUUGACGAACUGCUCGAAACUCACUGAUAAAGGCGUGUCGGAUUUGGUAGAUGGGAAUCGACACUUGCAAGCGCUGGAUGUAUCGGACUUGCAAUACUUGACCGACCAUACAUUAUAUGCGGUCUCAAGGAACUGUCCGCGCUUACAGGGUCUCAACAUUACUGGGUGCGCAAAGGUUACGGACGACUCAUUGCUUGUUGUCUCGCAAAACUGUCGUCAAAUCAAAAGGGUAAAACUUAAUGGCGUUGUACACGUCACAGAUCGGUCGAUCAUGUCCUUCGCCGAGAAUUGUCCAGCUAUUCUGGAGAUUGACUUACAUGACUGCAAACUUGUGACAAGCCCAUCAGUAACGUCAUUAAUCACCACGCUACGACACCUUCGAGAGUUACGCCUCGCUCACUGCAUCGAGAUCGACGACUCCGCCUUUUUGCAUCUGCCAGAACACCUGACAUUUGACAGUCUACGCAUCCUGGACCUAACAGCGUGUGAAAAUGUCAAGGAUGAUGCCGUCGAGCGCAUUGUGAAUGCCGCUCCUCGUCUUCGAAACCUGGUUUUGGCCAAGUGCCGUUUCAUCACGGACCGUGCAGUACUUGCAAUCUGCAAACUGGGAAAGAACCUACACUAUGUCCAUCUGGGCCAUUGCUCUAAUAUAUCGGAUGCCGCCGUCAUUCAACUGAUCAAGUCUUGCAACCGAAUUCGCUACAUUGAUUUGGCAUGCUGCAACCGGCUGACAGAUCAGAGUGUGCAGCAAUUGGCUACUCUCCCCAAGCUCCGCCGUAUCGGUUUGGUUAAAUGCCAAGCUAUCACUGAUCUCAGCAUCUUGAGUUUGGCAAACCCCCCAAGAAGUGGCCACCCAUCCGUUAGCAACUUGGAGCGUGUGCAUCUCAGUUACUGUGUCAGCUUGAGCAUGGAAGGAAUCCGACCUCUGAUUAAUAACUGUCCCCGCCUUACCCACCUCAGUUUGACUGGUGUGCAAUCCUUCCUGGAACCAGAACUCACAGCCUUCUGCCGAGAGGCGCCACCAGAAUUUACGCAGCAACAAAGAGACGUAUUCUGCGUCUUCAGUGGCGACGGCGUCACUCGGCUCCGCGAUCAUCUCAACCAAAAACCACAGCAACACCAAGAAGAGGCCACCAUGUACGAUGAUGACGAAGAAUUGGACGAAGACGAAGGGCAAAUGACUGGAUUGAUGCAUGCAACGGGCAUCAGUGACGACGACUAUAUCAAUGUGCCUGCCCAUGACUGA